UCGGCCCAGCCCUCUCGCUCCUGCGCUCGCUCCCGCCCUCCCGGCGCUCGGGGCGCCACGCGCGGGCCCGGCCCGGGGCAGGGCGGACAUGGGCGCCAAGCAGAGCGGCCCGGCCGCUGCUAACGGCCGCACUCGAGCGUACUCGGGCUCAGAUCUACCUUCCAGCAGCAGCGGAGGGGCGAAUGGGACCGCGGGCGGCGGCGGAGCUCGGUCCGCGGCCGCGGGGAGGUUUCCGGCUCAGGUGCCCAGCGCGCACCAGCCCAGCGCUUCGGGCGGCGCCGCGGCGGCCUCGGCGGCCCCUGCAGCCCCGCGCAGCCGCUCGCUUGGCGGGGCCGUGGGGAGCGUGGCGUCGGGGGCCCGCGCCGCACAGUCGUCCUUCAGCAUCCCCAACAGCAGCAGUGGCCCGUAUGGCUCGCAGGACUCGGUGCACAGCAGCCCCGAGGACGGCGGCGGCGGCGGCAGGGACCGGUCGGCUGGCGGGGGCCCCGGCGGGCCGCGCCUGGUGAUCGGCUCGUUACCAGCUCACCUCUCGCCGCACAUGUUUGGAGGAUUUAAGUGCCCCAUAUGCUCAAAAUUCGUACCCUCAGAUGAAAUGGAUUUGCAUCUGGUGAUGUGUCUAACAAAGCCAAGAAUAACCUAUAAUGAGGACGUACUGAGUAAAGACGCUGGGGAAUGUGCAAUAUGCCUUGAAGAAUUGCAGCAGGGAGAUACUAUAGCACGACUGCCUUGUCUAUGCAUAUAUCAUAAAGGCUGCAUAGAUGAAUGGUUUGAAGUAAAUAGAUCUUGCCCUGAGCACCCUUCAGAUUAAGCAUCAGAUUCCAGUUUUAUAGGUUUUCUUGUCUUUUCAAGAUGCUUGAAAAACCAAGAGAAUUUGAGGCUCUGUCUCUGGAAAAACAAAAACGUAGAAAUACUCAGAAAUCUGAGUUCUGUGAGUCUUGGUAAUACAGAGAUGGACAAUCAUACAGAAAAAAAGUCCUGCUGAAGAAAGGACAAUUCCCACAGAACUCAGUGUACCAAACAUGCAUAUAAAGGACACACAGGGAUUUUGAAAAUGCUGCACAUCCCUUAAUAGUCAUCUACAUAGGUAAUACUGAUAAACAUUUUGUAUUCAUACGCCAAAGUUAACUGAUUUAAAAGUUGAUUUACUUUUUAUUAAGUCCUCUAGAGCUGUGCAAGUUGUGUUUUGAUUUGUUUCAUUUUGUUAGUUUGGGGUCUCUUUAUUUUCCCCAACAUAAUGUUUAUGCAUUCACAUAUUCUUAAAUUGAAAACCACAUAAUUUACUUUUUGUAAAUUAAAGUCUUAAAUGUGAAACCAAGAAAUGUAAUCAAGCAGUAAAACAUUCUCUGAAUGUAGACCAUGAUCUCAAGUUCUUCCAUUCCCCCUUCUCCCCGCAAGAGUGGAAACUAGACUUCUACAUAGGAAAGCUAAAAUAUGUUAAUAUUUUUAAAUUAAAGGUUUAAUAUCAGAAUGCAGUCCAAAGAGUAAAUCAGGUUACAUAAUUACCUUUCAAUUAAGUAUAGAAUUGUCCACUGAAUUGCAAUUUAUUAAAUAUAUUGUUUCUUCUAAAUAAAACUGCUCAACAAUUAAUCAGCAAUGAAUCAUCUUGCAGCUAUGCAAAUUUUUUAGAAAUACAAAUUAUCAAUUUUAAGUGCUGCCAGCUACAAUAACUUUGUUUUAACGGGUAUUUUUUGUUUGCUCUUGUCAUGUAAUUAUUUUUAUUAUGCUUUGCAUCUCCAGGCAGUUUUCCCACAUUUGGGUAAAAUGUUUAGCAGGUUAUAAACUUAAUAACUUAUGAAAAGGGUAAAAUAAUUUUUUUGGGAGUGGAACUUGGAAUAAUUUGAGAGAUAUUUUAUAUAUUUUUAAAAAUCAGAAUUUAAUUGGGAUGCCAGAUUUAUAUAGCAAUUUGCAUCUUUAAUUUUCCAGAUAAUCUGGAGAUUAGCCUUUGAUAAAUGA
This is a messenger RNA of Cynocephalus volans (Philippine flying lemur), 1953 nucleotides long. It is a transcript of the gene ZNRF2, whose product is annotated as zinc and ring finger 2. Gene Ontology annotation, biological process: protein K48-linked ubiquitination; proteasome-mediated ubiquitin-dependent protein catabolic process. Gene Ontology annotation, cellular component: cytoplasm; intracellular membrane-bounded organelle; membrane. NCBI's taxonomy places the organism in Eukaryota, Metazoa, Chordata, Mammalia, Dermoptera, Cynocephalidae. The record is from RefSeq and is a predicted model, not a curated record. The coding region runs from base 89 to 808 and encodes 239 amino acids. Gene Ontology annotation, molecular function: ubiquitin protein ligase activity. The transcript is spliced from 5 exons.